AAUUCGGCAGACGAAAUGGAGGUGAAAAAGCAUGAGAAGCCCGGCAGCCUGUCUCCAGUGAAGCCGGCGCUGAAGCGAGACGGAGACGAGAGCAAGACCUCGCGCUCCAGCAGCAGGACGGACAAGGAGCUCAAACUACCGCCGGAAAAGUCACCCAGCGAGGAUGGAGUGAGGAAGGAGCGGAGAUUGUCUAAAGCUAGCGAGGGGUCUAGGGAGAAUCUUGGAAGACAAGACUCAAAAUCAACAUCACUAUCGAGUCCGAAAGUGUCCCGGAAAUACUUCACUAACUGGCGACAAGCAUGUGACAAGACGAAAGACAAGACCAAAGAACUGCUGAAGCGGUGGCGGACGUUGCCCGAAGCCGAAGGUAGUGAGGGGCCGAUGGAAGCCGCGGGACACAGCGAGGACGACAAACACAAAGGAUGGAGUGUUCACGUAUGGACCACCUGGGUGAACCGGUGCAGCGAAGACCUGGAAUGUCUGGAACUCGAAGAUGAGCAGCCCCUGGCACAGCUCAGCUCCGUGCAGUCAGACAAGAUGACGUUAUUCUUCACUGAACUCCUUGACCACGACAGGGACGAUGUUAUUUGUGAUCAGGACUUUGAUCAGUUCUUUGAGAAACUUGCGCAUUUCGCUGACUGGUCGGCCAACUCGUCCGAAUUCCAUAUACUUCUCGAGGUGAAGAGGGAGUUUAUAGACCACUUCAUCAACCCCCUGCCGUCCAAAUGGGCUGAUUUACCAUACUACAAAAGGGUGUGCGGUCCUGAAGCGAGCGGUAUAAAUAUCCCUGGGCGGACGACGCUGGAGGGCUGGCUCGCGCGAUGGGCUCUCCACUUAAGUGAGAUGAAGCGAUUCACCGAUUUACCUCUCUAUCUACAAUAUUUAUGCAAGAUAUUAUUCCACGUGGUGGAUCGGGCAGGCGAAGGCGCUAUUACAAAGCCCGCAUUAGCAGCGUUUUACCGUUCUGUGAUUGGACUACCAGCCACAAGAGUGGACGAGAUUAUAGACACGGCUUAUGACCGCAUGACCAGCAAUGGCUAUUUGAUCCUGGACUACGGCACUUUCGUCCACUGCUUUACCAACUGGCUGAUGGGGAAGAAUCCUAACGGUCCUGGACAGUGGGUCCUCGUGCCGCCUAAGGGUUCACUACCACAACCACCAUUCCCAGUCGACUACAGCGCCCUCAACACAGAACCAGCGAAGCUAGAACCCUACGCGCCUGACAAGAAGACAAAUAGACAUUCAGUUAUCGUGUGAAAUGAAUAGGAGUGUAUUAUUUUAAGAGAAGAUAGAAGUGUUAAGUUACCGCUUUAAAAUGUCCUCGUACGUCAAUUAUAUUUCAGUUCUGUAUGCACAGUAGACUAUUGUGUAAUGGAAACCAGCGGCACUAAAUGUCAAUGUCGAAGCACGUAGAAUCUAUUUUCUAAAAUACGACGGUUUUAGUGCGGUGUCUUUCAAAUGCCAGUAUCGGAGUAGGUCGGUAGGAAUGUUCACAUUUUAUUUCCUCGCACUGAAUUUUCUUGGACGCUUUGAAAUGCACAUUGAAGAAAUGCUGAGAGGACGAAAUUGAAGACUGGUUGUCGUUGUGUUAUGCCUUUAUUUUAUAAUUUUUAUGUAAUACUUAUACCUAUAAGAAAUAAACUAUAGAAUAUUGAUGUGUCUGAAUACAUUUCACACCUGUCGGUCUAUGGUAUUAACCGCCAUAGAUGUAGUAAUAGUCUAAGUUUUAAUGAUAAAGACAUGCUCUAAUAAUGACAUGUCCAUUUACAUGAUAUCCAGAAAUCGAUACAAUAAUUAACUGACAAAGGAAUUAUAAACUACAGUACUCAUAUAUUAUACACGAUUAUUACCUAUUCUAUACACUGUAGCCCUAAAUCCAUUUCGUGAUUGCCUUAAUGAUUUUAACCUAAUUUAGUAUCGAUCGAAAUUCGCUUGUACUUAUAAAUGAAACGCUUUAAACUAACUUGUAAGUAUUCUGUGCAAUUUGACCAAAUAUCUAUUAUCUAUACUUUUAAAUUAAGUCGUUGUAAAUAAUAGGAGUAACGCACGACACGGUAAACAAGAACUGCCUUAAAUUAAGCAUCGUCACAUUUCACGGUAUAGCCUUAUUUUGUACCUUAAGUGUUAAAGUAGAUAAAUGUAUCUAGAUAUAGUUGUAAGUACACCUUAUUCCACUGAAAUAAAAACAUUAAAUUA
This is a messenger RNA of Manduca sexta (tobacco hornworm), 2196 nucleotides long. RefSeq lists its product as uncharacterized. The transcript has 7 exons. NCBI's taxonomy places the organism in Eukaryota, Metazoa, Arthropoda, Insecta, Lepidoptera, Sphingidae. Bases 16 to 1257 code for a protein of 413 amino acids. The record is from RefSeq and is a predicted model, not a curated record.